Molecule: messenger RNA, 1660 nt
Organism: Nanorana parkeri
Lineage: Eukaryota; Metazoa; Chordata; Amphibia; Anura; Dicroglossidae
Gene: SLC60A1
Product: major facilitator superfamily domain containing 4A
Exons: 10
Coding region: 37-1551 (504 amino acids)
Biological process (GO): transmembrane transport
Source: RefSeq, a predicted model, not a curated record
UACCAGUCCACCAACCCUGUUUGGGGACAAGGAAACAUGUGGUGGGAUCAGAACCUUCUUGCGCUCUUUAGGAGGAACUUGUGGACUACUGUCACUUAUUGGAGCGUCUUCUUCAGCUUUGGAUUAUGCAUUGCGUUUCUAGGACCAACUAUACUAGACCUGAGGUGCCUGACUCAUAGCAGCCUGAAGGAGAUUACCUGGGUCUUCUUCGCUCAGCAGUUCUGCAUCCUGGUGGGAAGCACUUUAGGGGGAGCCUUCAAAAAGUCGUUGAAGCUGUGUUUGUUUGUCCUUCUCACAUCAACUCUGAUCAUCUCCGUGGUGUUUGUUAUAAUUCCAUUUUGCCGACAUGUUGUGGUGCUUGCAGUAAUAAUGGCAGUAGCUGGGCUUUCUAUGGGUUGCAUUGACACAAUCUCCAACAUGCAACUAGUAAAGAUAUACAAGCAGGACUCAGCAGUUUUCCUACAGGUGCUUCAUUUCUUUGUUGGUUUCGGAGCGCUACUGAGUCCUUUGAUAGUAGAUCCAUUCCUUUCAGACACCAACUGCAUCCAGUCUAAUUACACCUUGAAUGGGAGUACAAAUCUGGAACACAUCAGGAACUCAAUCGUGCCUCAUCAUCCAGGGAAUGUGUCGCAUUAUGUUCUUCCACUUUAUGGGCCAGCACUAACAAAUGUGGGCUAUGCAUUUUGGAUUAUGGCUUCCAUCAAUCUUCCAGUACCUAUUGCAGUUUUCAUUCUGAUGUACAAGGCGGGCAUGGUGCCUGGCUGUGAGGACAGGAAUGGGACUUUACUCUCUGCAGAUGAGCUAGCAAUGGAGACUCAUAAGGGGCACCAGACAAGUGACAGCCAAAUAACAGAAACACAGAAAGUGCAAAGUGGUAAUUUUAAUUGUUGUCAGAAUAAAACCUUUUGGGAUGCUCCGUGCACAUAUUUUGCAAUUCAUAUUUGUUCAGCAUUGAUCCUGUUCAUGACUGAUGGAAUAGUGGGAGAAUACUCUGGUUUUGUCUAUAGUUAUGCUGUGGAAGAACCACUGUUACUAGCUCACAAGACAGCAGGAUAUCUACCGAGCGUCCUCUGGGCUUCUGUCACUUUGGGAAGACUCAUCUCCAUUUCUGUGUCUUAUACAAUGGCUCCUCGGACUAUGCUACUUAUUAAUAUGAUUGGUGUUUUAGGGGCAUUUUUGUUCCUGAUUUUGUCACAGAAUAGCACCGCUGGACUUUUCAUAGGAACAGCUUUUCUUGGUCUUUUUAUCAGCAGUGUUUUCCCCAGCAUGUUGGCCUACACAGAGAAUAUCCUAAACUACAAGGGCUGUGCCACCACAGUUCUGGUAACCUCAGCUGGCAUAGGUGAAAUGGUUCUUCAGAUACUAGUGGGAACGAUAAUUGAAACUAAGGGAAGUUACAGUUUCUUAGUUUGUGGGGUCAGCCUCUCCACAUUGGCCUUUACUCUGUAUAUUGUGCUGGUAGUGCUUGAUAACAUGCAUACAAGGGAGUCAAAAGAUACACCAUGGAAAACACCAGAACAAGGAAGAGAUGCAGAGCCAUAUCAACGGUAGAAAAUGCUGAUCCCUACAAGCACAAACAGCUUUUCACAUGUGAAGAGACUGCAAAACCAAUAUUCUUCUCUUCAAAAUUUUGCAAACAUCUGCGUACAAAUACUUAUAA